UGGGCGCUAUAGCAACGGUAGUAGCAGGGAACGAACGCUGAGAUAAGCCAUGUCUGGUCCAAGCGAUGAGACGGCAGGAGACCUGCCCGUGAAAGAUAUAGGUCUAAACCUCUUUGGAGCUGGAGGGUUACAAGAAACUUCAACUGCACGAACAAUGAAGACUCGCCAGGCAGUGUCACGUGUCAGCCGUGAGGAACUGGAAGACAGAUUUUUGCGUUUGCAUGAUGAGAACAUUUUACUUAAACAGCAUGCCCGCAAGCAAGAGGAUAAAAUUAAAAGAAUGGCCACCAAGUUAAUACGGCUAGUUAAUGACAAGAAAAGAUAUGAGCGGGUUGGUGGCGGCCCCCAGCGGCUGGGACGAGAUGUGGAAAUGGAAGAAAUGAUUGAGCAGCUGCAAGAGAAAGUCCAUGAGCUUGAAAGACAAAACGAAGUCCUCAAAAACAGGCUAAUAUCGGCCAAACAGCAGCUCCAGGGCCAGGGGCACAGGCAAACUCCGCACGGUCGUGUGCAGGCUCGAAUUAACACUGGCCGCAGGAGAGCUAGCGCAACCACAAGCUUACAGGAGUGUCCCAGGAAAGGUGUAAGAUUCCAAAAUAUAGAUGAAGCAGAAACUGCACAACCUACGCUCACAAAAUAUGGCAAUAGUUUACUUGAAGAAGCCAGAGGAGAAAUAAGAAAUUUAGAAAAUGUUAUUCAGUCACAAAGAGGCCAGAUAGAAGAAUUAGAGCACUUAGCAGAGAUUCUGAAAACUCAGUUGAGGAGAAAGGAAAAUGAAAUUGAGUUGUCUCUUCUUCAGCUUCGAGAACAGCAAGCUACAGAUCAAAGGUCAAAUAUUCGAGACAAUGUAGAGCUGAUUAAACUCCAUAAACAACUAGUGGAGAAAAGCAAUGCUCUUUCAGUCAUAGAGGGAAAAUUUCUUCAGCUUCAAGAGAAGCAAAGAACACUCAGGAUCAGCCAUGAUGCCUUGAUGGCAAACGGAGAUGAGCUAAAUACGCAGCUGAAGGACCAGCGCUUGAAGUGCUGCAGCCUUGAGAAGCAGCUGCAGUCGGCCAGGUUUGCAGAGAGGAGAGUGGAGGAGCUGCAGGAUAGAAUUAAUGAUUUAGAAAAGGAGCGAGAACUUUUAAAGGAAAACUAUGAUAAACUUUAUAACAGUGCCUUCAGUGCUGCCCAGGAGGAACAGUGGAAGUUAAAGGAGCAGCAGAUGAAAGUGCAGAUCGCUCAGCUCGAAACUGCCCUAAAAUCCGAUCUAACAGACAAAACUGAAGUUCUUGACAAAUUAAAGACUGAAAGAGACCAAAAUGAGAAGCUCGUGCAAGAGAACAGAGAGCUCCAGCUGCAGUGUCUGCAGCAGAGGCAGCAGCUGGAUGAGCUGAAAAGCCGCAUGAGGUUUUUCAACCAGGAGAGUGACAUCAAUGCUGAUGACCUGAGUGAGGCGCUCCUGCUUAUAAAGGCUCAGAAAGAACAAAAGAAUGGAGACCUUUCAUUUUUAGAAAAAGUGGACAACAAACUUAAUAAAGAUCUAGAACAUUCCAUGAAAGAACUUCAAGCAACUCAUGCAGAAACAGUACAAGAACUUGAAAAGACAAGAAAUAUGCUAAUUAUGCAACAUAAAAUCAAUAAAGACUAUCAGAUGGAAGUUGAGGUGGUGACUCAGAAGAUGGAAAAUUUGCAGCAAGAUUAUGAACUCAAAGUGGAACAAUAUGUUCAUCUUCUUGAUAUCCGGACUGCACGCAUCCAGAAGCUUGAAGCCCAGUUAAAGGACAUUGCCUACGGCACUAAGCAGUACAAAUUUAAACCGGAAAUUAUGCCAGAUGACUCUGUUGAUGAAUUUGAUGAAACCAUCCACCUGGAACGAGGAGAAAACUUGUUUGAAAUCCACAUCAAUAAAGUCACCUUUUCUCCUGAAACCCUGCUGGCAUCUGGUGACAAAGAGCCCGUCACUUUCUGUACCUAUGCUUUCUAUGACUUUGAACUGCAGACCACUCCCAUUGUUCGAGGCCUUCACCCAGAAUAUAACUUCACUUCUCAGUAUCUUGUUCACGUAAACGACUUAUUUUUGCAGUAUAUUCAGAAGAACACUGUCACUCUGGAGCUCCACCAAGCCUACAGCACAGAUUAUGAAACAAUUGCAGCUUGUCAGUUGAGAUUCCAUGAGAUUCUAGAAAAAAGUGGCCGAAUAUUUUGCACAGCAAGUUUAGUUGGAACUAAAGGAGACAUCCCAAAUUUUGGCACAGUAGAAUACUGGUUCCGAUUAAGAGUUCCCAUGGAUCAAGCAAUUCGACUUUAUCGAGAGCGGGCAAAGGCAUUAGGAUAUAUAACAUCAAAUUUUAAGAAGCCAGAGAAAAUGCAAUUGUUGAGUCAGCAAGCACCCACAACUGCUCAGAUCAGUUCAACAGAUUCCACAGAUGGCAACUUAAAUGAACUCCACAUUACAGUAAGAUGUUGCAGCAGCCUACAGUCCCGAGCAAGCCACCUGCAGCCACACGCAUAUGUUGUGUAUAAGUUUUUUGAUUUUCCAGACCAUGAUACAGCCAUCAUUCCCAGUAGCAAUGAUCCGCAGUUUGAUGACCAUAUGUGUUUCCCAGUGCCAAUGAAUAUGGAUUUGGAUCGCUACCUUAAAUCAGAGUCUCUGGGGUUUUAUGUGUUUGAUGAUAGUGAUACCCAAGAGAAUAUUUACAUAGGAAAGGUCAAUGUGCCUCUGAUUUCACUGGCCCAUGACAGGUGUAUCUCAGGGAUAUUUGAGUUAAUGGAUAAUGAAAAGCAUUCUGCGGGAACCAUCCAAGUUAUAUUAAAAUGGAAAUUCACCUACCUUCCCCCAAGUGGAUCAAUAACUAAUGAAGACCUAGGAAAGUUCAUAUGCAGAGAAGAGCCAGUGGUUGUUCAGAAACUACCUCCAACAUCCUUGGGCGUCACGUCGGUUGUAGCACCAAAACCUAAACCAAGACAGCGUUUAACACUUGUGGACAAAAAGGUUUCUUUCGUGGAUACCACGCCGCACCUUAGUCCUGAGACUUCUCCUCCUCCUCCUAAAGAUAUAAAAGACAAUUCCCCAGAAAUGGAACACACACCAGAAACAGAAAAUAGCAUGCCAGCUGUUAUAUAUACUUCCAAGGAAAGCAGUGUGGCUGAGGUAGAGGAAACCGUAGAGAGAACGCAGCAAGGAAAAGAAGACGACAUCUCUUUCCUAUCUGAGGGUCAGCUUGCAUCGCAAAGUGUGGCUUCCUCCGAAGAUGAAACAGAAAUAACGGAAGAACUGGAGCCAGAAGAUGAGGACAGAUCAGCUUCUGACAGCGAUGACUGUAUCAUCCCAGGUUCCGUCUCCAAGGAAACCAAACAGCUGUCAGAGGAAAUUCGGAUUGAGAUCAUAGCUCUAAGCCUUAAUGAUUCUCAAAUAACCAGGGAUGACACUAUCCAACGGCUGUUUGUUGAGUGUCGGUUCUACAGUCUUCCAGCUGAAGAGACACCUGUGUCACUGCCAAAACCCAGGAAUGGCCAGUGGGUCUACUAUAACUAUACCAAUGUGAUCUACCUGGAUAAAGAAAACAACCAAACAGAGAGAGGCAUCUUAAAGGCCAUACUGCAAAGACAAGAACUGCCUCACAGAAGUGUGCGCUUCACGGUGGUGAGUGACCCUCCUGAGGACGAGCAGGACCUGGAGUGUGAGGACAUCGGCACUGCUCAUGUCGACCUCAUGGAUGUGCUUCAGAAAGGGAGGGACAUCAUCGAGCAGGACCUGGAUGUGGUUGAUGCCCGAGCGGACAGAGGCUGCAUUGGCAAGCUGAAGGUGACCGUGAAAGCACUCGCUGCUCUGCGGUCUGUCAACGAGCAACAUGGAGAGGACUAGGAAGCCUGGAAGAAGCUGCUGGAGAGGCGUCCCACCUCUGAGGAAAUGCCCACAUGAAAACUCCAGGAUGAGAUUUUGAGUAAUCACUCUGGUGUGUGUAAUCUAUAAUUCAUGGGGAGCUGGAGGGGAGGGCCUGGGCUUAGGCUUCAGUUUCAAAUCUUGUAUAGGUUUUUGUUUAUUUUUCUAUUCCCUCUACCCAUGACUGCCACCCCUUAGGACUUCAGUUCUCCUCAGUGGUCUACCUUCUCAAUAAUUUAUAUCAACAUGUUAGGAUGAAAUAUCUAUUUACAUUUGUAACAUUUUCUUACAAAGAAGUGGGAAUAGUUUUCUUUUCAUAAGGAAAAGCCUAAAUCUUAGGAAACCUUUGGAAAAGAAAUACUUUUUAUGUUAUCCCUAAUCGUCCCACUAAAGGAAAAGCUUCUGAUUAGCCUCAUUAAGACUUUUAUACUGUGAAGAUUUUAUUAGAAGCAAUAUAUGAAAAUUACUUGGAUUAAUGUGUUAAUCUUUGGCUUUAAAAUGCUAAUAUCCACUUUGUGCACAUUAAAGCUCAGUAUGUGUUUUCUUUGAUGCAUGCGGUUUCUAUCAGUUCGAUAUAAAGAAGGAGAUGUGGCACCAGCUUAGUAAAUUGCUCCCAGUUUUUGUUGUUUCCCAUAAACAUUGUGGUCGUUAUAUGGCACCCAUGUGUUUGUAAUGCUGCUAUGGGACCCACGAUUAUAUAGAUAGAUACAUACAUGCAUACAUACAUACAUGCAUAUAUAUAUAUAUAUAUAUAUAUAUAUAUAUAUGGAAUUCAUUCUUUACAAA
This is a messenger RNA of Arvicola amphibius (Eurasian water vole), 4648 nucleotides long. It is a transcript of the gene Rpgrip1l, whose product is annotated as RPGRIP1 like. Gene Ontology annotation, cellular component: photoreceptor connecting cilium. Gene Ontology annotation, molecular function: thromboxane A2 receptor binding. Bases 50 to 3844 code for a protein of 1264 amino acids. Gene Ontology annotation, biological process: non-motile cilium assembly; retinal rod cell development. The transcript has 26 exons. NCBI's taxonomy places the organism in Eukaryota, Metazoa, Chordata, Mammalia, Rodentia, Cricetidae. The record is from RefSeq and is a predicted model, not a curated record.